Messenger RNA from Abrus precatorius (Indian licorice), 1374 nucleotides. Its product is annotated as probable hydroxyacylglutathione hydrolase 2, chloroplastic. NCBI's taxonomy places the organism in Eukaryota, Viridiplantae, Streptophyta, Magnoliopsida, Fabales, Fabaceae. Gene Ontology annotation, molecular function: hydroxyacylglutathione hydrolase activity. The coding region runs from base 104 to 1090 and encodes 328 amino acids. The record is from RefSeq and is a predicted model, not a curated record. The transcript is spliced from 8 exons.
CCUCACAAAAAUAGGGAGAAAAAAGGAACUUAGUUUUCAACCAAAUAGUGCCAACACACUCUUUUCUUUUUGAAGGACAUAACAUAAACAGAUACAUUGAUAGAUGCAAAUGCUCUGUAAGGCUUCGUCUGCUAUGGCCACUUUUCCUUGCUCUAGGGUGAGAAGUGGGUUAUCUUUGUGGCCAGAAGUUAGACAACUUUGCUUUAGAAAAGGCAUUCUAUAUGGAUUUAUGCGAAUGUUUUCAUCACCGUUGAAAACACUGCGUGGAGCUAGUCGCACGCUGAGAGUAGCUCAAUUUUGCAGUGUUGUGAAUAUGUCUUCCUCAUUGCAGAUUGAAGUGGUACCUUGCUUAAAGGACAAUUAUGCAUAUCUCUUACAUGAUGUGGGUACGGGUACAGUUGGUGUUGUUGAUCCUUCUGAGGCUGUGCCUGUGAUAGAUGCCUUGAGCAGGAAAAAUCGAAAUUUGACAUACAUACUCAACACUCACCAUCAUCAUGAUCACACUGGUGGAAAUGUAGAAUUGAAAACAAAAUAUGGGGCAAAGGUGAUUGGUUCAGGAGCUGACAAGGCAAGGAUUCCUGGCAUUGACAUCUAUUUGAAUGAUGGUGAUAAGUGGAUGUUUGCUGGCCACGAGGUGCGUGUAAUGGACACACCUGGUCACACCCAAGGCCAUAUAAGCUUCUACUUUCCUGGAUCUGGGGCAAUUUUUACUGGAGACACUUUGUUCAGCUUAUCAUGUGGCAAGCUCUUUGAAGGAAGCCCUCAGCAGAUGCUAUCUUCUCUUAAAAAGAUCAUGUCUUUGCCAGACGACACAUAUAUAUACUGUGGACAUGAAUAUACAUUGAGUAAUACAAAGUUUGCAUUGUCUAUUGAACCUGAAAACAAGGAACUUCAAUCCUACGCUGCUCAUGUAGCUUACCUUCGAAGUAAAGGCUUGCCUACAAUUCCCACCACCCUGAAGAUGGAAAAGGACUGUAAUCCAUUCCUUCGUACAUCUAGUCCACAAAUCCGGCACUCAUUAAACAUUGCAGCCACAGCAGAUGAUGCAGAAGCCCUGGGUGUCAUUCGACGAGCAAAAGAUAAUUUUUAGAGUUAUUUAUUUCAAUUUUUUAAGUCUAAAGAUACAUGUACUGUAUAGAGUAAGUUAAAGAAUCCAUCUUUGGAAUAAUAAAUGCUUUAUGCUAUCUUUUCAAUAUCAUUACUCAAUUUUGUUUUUGAGUUCAUUUUGGGAAUUAUCUCAGUCCAACUGGUUCGGUUGGGCCAUAGAACUUGGCUAUUUGUAAAUCGGUUUUGAACCAUUCAACCAGCAUAUGAAUCAGACAGGAGCUGUUCAUUGAUGAAAUGUAAAAUAUUUUUGAAAUUGUAUGGAAUUUG